Parnassius mnemosyne (clouded apollo) is the source of this 666-nucleotide messenger RNA. The record is from the annotation of a GenBank genome assembly. Lineage: Eukaryota; Metazoa; Arthropoda; Insecta; Lepidoptera; Papilionidae.
AUGGAAGACGGAUUAGUAAAACCAGAAAUUAUUAAUCCAGAUUUUUGUUCUGCCGAGUUAAGAAAUGUUAAAACAUCAAUGUCCGGAAGGGAAUCUUACGGGGAUGAUGCAAUAGGCUAUGUGCAGCUCAAAAGGGUGAAAAAUAUAUGCAUAGUUAAGGGUUCAAUAUGCCCAGAACACAAAGUGCGUUCUAAGCCAUAUGCAGUUACAAUUAUUGUGAAUGAACAGGAAGAGAUUGUGAUUAGUGUCCAGUGCCACGGUUGCCCCGCGUCAGAAGGUGGCUACAAGCACGGUGUUGCAUUUUUAAUGUGGUUGCACCGCCGAACCGAAGAACCAUUCUGCACUUCGGUCGAAUGCUACUGGAGAAAAUCCAAUCUGGCAAAGGUUGGGUCAUCAAUAAAAAUUUUAAUGGCCAAAGAAAUAUCCAAAAAAAAACCUCAAAUUAUAAUUCUAGAGAACAAUGUAAUGAAUGAGUUUGUUUUACAAUGCAAAAAUUUUGAUACAGAGUUAACUUUAUCAUUACAUCGCUUAAUGAUUAAAUAUAAUGAUGAAAACUGUGAAACUUUUUUCACAAAGAUCUCUCAUGUUUUAAAAUCAAAACAACUUAUCACUGAUGUAAAAAAAAAACUAGAAACCAGCAUAAAAGUAGCCUAUGGUAUGAACUGA